Molecule: messenger RNA, 3513 nt
Organism: Eimeria tenella
Lineage: Eukaryota; Apicomplexa; Conoidasida; Eucoccidiorida; Eimeriidae
Product: DNA polymerase theta, putative
Exons: 13
Coding region: 1-3513 (1170 amino acids)
Source: RefSeq, a predicted model, not a curated record
AUGGCGUUAAGGUCUAGUAGCCAGUCUUCAUACUUGGUGUUGCGUUACAGACGCCUGCUCUUCGAAGGCGUGCGCUCCUUGGUGAUUGUGCCACAUGUUUCCCUUUGCGCGGAGAAAGUCCAGCAUCUUCGCCAGUUACUGGGCCCCUUGACGCUGCGCGUCGAAGCUUUUCAUGCAGGAGCAAGUGAGCCGCAAGAGUACUGCAGACGCCCACGAUUCCUGUACUUAAAGGAGAUGGAAAAAGAUGACAUAGUUGUAGAUGCCGGGCUUGUUCUAGAUCUACUGGUCCCCGAAGUCGCAACUGGUGAUGUCCCGAACGAAGUUUCCAAGGCACUGGUCAAAUGUGAGGUGCCAGAAGCAAGUCUGCCGCCUUCAGCGCAGGAUGAGAGUGGAUCAUGGGCAAAUGAGUGGUGGGAAAGCUUGCACUGUCGAAUGGCAGUCGUAGGAGAAGACUUUCCAGUUGGCCUCGUCUGCGUGGAUGAACUUCACUUCGUUGGAGACCCCCAGAGAGGGCAUCUGCUCGAGAUGGUUUUAGCGAAACUACUGUUUCUUAACGAAAGUCUUAAGAGGCGUAUUCAACUGAUCGGAAUGUCCGCUACCUUACCGAACGCUCGCCAGAUUGCGGAUUGGCUCAACGCUGAAUUAUUUGUAACUGACGAGCGGCCGUCCCCUCUGGACAUCUUCGUGAAAGUUGGCCCAGAGGUGUUUUCGUGGGACAAGGCAUCGGGACUACAGCUAGCACGCAAGUUGCAUGGUGGAUCUCUCUCUUUGCUUCCAGUUGGGGAUGCUGCAACUUGCGCUGCAGCACGUGCCGUGCGAGCAGCCGCUUCUGCUUGCGCCGCUGCAACAGCAGGACUUUUGCCUGCCACCUUAGAGCACACAGCCGACUCAAGUGGUGGGCAUGCUUUCAUAGCUGCUUCUGCUCUGCGUUUCCUGAGAGAACAGCCUGACGCUGACUCGUCAGUGCUAUCCUCACCAGGACGUGAAGACCCUUCCCGGCACUCAAAAACAGCUGCAACUACCGUGGGACUCCGCGCUGGAUGGCAGGCGGAUGCCGAGCAUCUCGGGGCACUGACAUGGGAGAUUUUGCGAGAAGGCCGCAAAGUCAUCAUAUUUUGCCCCACUCAGGAGUGGACAGCCCGCACUGCUAGUUUCCUUGCGAAAGCGCUGCCAUUCUACAGACGAGCAGAGGCGUGGGCUGAUCUGAUAAAGCAGCGUACUGCUGCUCUUCUCGAAAGGCGAAGGCUCAGACACCCAGCGGCUGUGCAACCGUUUCUUCAGAAUCAACAAAAUGCUUCAGAUGCCGUCCAAGAGCAGAAGAAUCGCUUGCAGCAAGAGCAGAAGCAAGCUUAUCUGGAAGCACUGGAAGAGCUUCUUGCCAUGCCGGUCACUUUGCUCGCGCAGUUGCUGGUCCAAAGUCCCCAUUUGUACGUUGAGCCACAGAACCUGAAAGGACGAGAAGAGCUGCAGUGGCAUCUGAAGCAAAUUUCACUUUUGCCUCCAACUACUAUGCUUGCCGCAGUCUGUGAAGGCGUCGCUUACCACCAUGCCGGUCUAAGCGGGGAGGAAAGGGAGUUACUUGAGAUGGGGUACCGCAAAGGCUACUUGAAUGUGCUAUGCGCCACGUCAACGCUUGCUCUUGGCGUAAACUUACCAGCUGCUCGCGUCAUAAUUCGGGCACCCCAUUUUGGACGAGAUGAGCUUCUUUCCCCGGGUCGCUUUCACCAGAUGGCUGGUCGCGCCGGUCGCAAGGGGCUUGAACACAAAGGAGACGCCUACCUGAUUUGCUCACCCACGACUUUACCACACGUUCGAAAACUGCUCGAUGCUGUAGCCUCGGCAGAUAUGUCGGACUCUGCAAGCUGUACCCCGAAGUGCUGCGUGAAUGCGGUGACAUCCAAUCUGAGGGGACAACACCUCUGCCGCUUCUUCCUCGAGGCUGUACAUGUGCUUCUGCCGCUAGUCCGUCGUUGGAGGGAGACUCCGAAGAGCUUGGCGAGCUGUGCAUUCGUUGACGUUGCAGCUAUUUUGCUGCGCUGCACUCUUCGGGGUCACCAGGAGCCGCAUACGUUGCUCGUUAGGGAAGCUGCAGAGGCUGCUCGUUACCUGCAUACGUACUAUCUCAUUGAAGCUGAGCCUAGUGGACCUCUUCCCAUCUGCCGCACUGACGAAUCCGCCGGUAUCAAGAGCUGCAGUGGCUCGUAUGGAAUUUCCGAGGCAAACCCACAAAUAUCAGCUACCACACUAGGAAGACCACACUGGGACAUCGCGUCAGAAAAGUCAGUUAGCGUUGUAGCAGCUGCUGAUGAAAAACGCAGGCACCCGCUGCGCUCUCUCGCCUUUCCUUCGGCAUGCCUAUCGGCCGCUUGCAGGCUGCUCUUGCAGCAGUAUCCCUGUUUGCGGUCUCCCGUAGUUCUUGCCAGGAUGCUGCAAGGGUGUGAAAUCAAAGAGAAGGCCAGAGAAGGGCUUGUUUCUGACUCCUCUGGCAGUGCUCAGCAACUUGUGAUUAAUGCAGCAGCGACCCCUUCAGGGAAUUUACCUGUCUUGCCAACCGGUUUUGCUAUGAAGGUCGGCGCUGUUGGUCGAAGUAAUUUAACGCCGACCUGUGGUGAAAGCGAUGCAUUUGCGUCAAGUGUCCGCUUACAUUUCCGUGGGCUUGAAGCGUUGGCUACGCACCUAGAUGGGGAACAUAACCUCAGAAAUAACUCAAAAGUGACUGACCUGGGUGAAAUGGCGGCGACUUGGAGGGAUAUUGGGGGCCAGAUCGCAACAACAGAAGUGGGAGGAGCAGCGGUUGAGGCAGGAGUUGCACCAUGGGAAGCAGCUGAACUAUUUGCUGACAUAUUCAAGGCGAGCGUUCUAGGUCUUUGCGCGUGUACGGAGCUUCACCUCAUCUUUAUCGCUGCAGUAGCUGUUGGAGGCGAAACACAGCCACACUGGCAGUCGUACCUCUCUGUAUACGACAGACUUGACUCGAGCUGCAGGGCAGCGCUGUCGGAAAUCUGUUUUGUGCUGGCGGGGAAACUUAAGCUUGCCUGUUCGCCCACAGGAGCGCUGGCUUCGGCCUUAGUGGACCCAUCGAGAAAAGAUAAUUUUCCCGGUGGAAGUGGAGAAGAGCACGGGGAUUCAGCUGCCUUACAGCAUCUGUUGCAACUCGAAGGCAUGACGCCAAGAAGGGCGGCAGCCCUUCGCGCUGCUCAAAUCUACAGCUGUGCUCAGAUUGUAAACUCGUCCCUGUAUGAUAUCUUUAAGGCACUAGAAGCAGCAGAGCCAGCAGUUUUAGCUCCGGCUCAGCCUGAGGCUCAAGAUGUUUGGAAGUCCAAGUUGCGCCGGCAGCGCGCUCGCCUAUUGGCGGUCAGCGUGAAGCUGAAGGACGCAGCGCAGAAGGAGCAGGCAGUGAGAUUACAGGCGCUAGAAGAUGAAGCAGCGGAGCACUGGUCGUUGGUGGGAAAGGUUGCUGAUAAGUCUGGAGAUGAACAGGACUUAGGUCCCCAGGAGCGCCUACAGGUUUGA